AUGGCGGCAACCGCAUCAAUCGGAGGAUCAGACUCCAACAUCGCUCUCAACCCGCCGUUACAGCCAGACGAGCAUUCGCCUUCACCUGCUCCCCCUCACGACCCUGCACACGAAGAACACCAGUAUCUCAAUCUCAUCCGCACCAUUAUCAGUACAGGCGAACAUCGCCCUGACCGCACCGGCACGGGAACUCGUUCCAUCUUUGCGCCGCCACAGCUUCGCUUCGCUCUCUCCAAGCCGUCGUCUGACCCGUCCAACCCAGAUCCCAUCCCAGUCCUGCCCCUCCUCACCACCAAGCGCGUCUUCCUACGUGCCGUCAUCGCCGAGCUGCUCUGGUUCGUGUCAGGGUGCACUUCCUCGCUUCCCCUAAGCGAAGCUGGGAUAAAGAUAUGGGAUGGGAACGGGAGCCGGGAGUUUCUCGACAGUGUCGGCCUGUCCCAUCGUGAAGUUGGUGACUUAGGGCCCGUAUAUGGCUUCCAAUGGCGCCAUUUUGGGGCCGAGUAUGUCGAUGCAAAGACAGAUUAUGCCGGAAAGGGCGUCGACCAGGUUGCUGAAGUCGUUAGGAAGCUAAAGGAGUCGCCUUACGACAGGCGUAUAAUCCUAAGUGCAUGGAAUCCGGCGGACCUGAAGAAGAUGGCUCUGCCGCCGUGCCACAUGUUCGCGCAGUUCUACGUGUCGUUCCCACCCCAGCAGGAAGGGGAUAAAAAGGGGAAAGGCACGCUGUCUUGCGUGCUAUACCAGAGGUCGUGUGAUAUGGGACUGGGUGUGCCCUUUAAUAUCGCGUCAUACGCACUGUUGACGCAUAUGUUUGCUCACGCCGCAGAUUUACACCCCGGCACCCUGAUACAUACUAUGGGUGAUGCACAUGUGUAUCUUGACCAUAUUGAAGCACUACAGGAGCAACUUACCAGGGAGCCAACUGAUUUUCCUACAUUGAAAAUCCAUCGUACCGACCGGGGUUCUGGUGAGAUGGACGGUUGGAAGGACUCUGAUUUUGAAGUAUUGGAUUAUAAACCUCAUAAGCUGAUUAAGAUGAAGAUGAGCGUAUGA
Microsporum canis CBS 113480 is the source of this 1050-nucleotide messenger RNA. RefSeq names its product thymidylate synthase. The record is from RefSeq and is a predicted model, not a curated record. The transcript has a single exon. NCBI's taxonomy places the organism in Eukaryota, Fungi, Ascomycota, Eurotiomycetes, Onygenales, Arthrodermataceae. Gene Ontology annotation, biological process: dTMP biosynthetic process. Gene Ontology annotation, molecular function: thymidylate synthase activity. Gene Ontology annotation, cellular component: mitochondrion; cytosol. The coding region runs from base 1 to 1050 and encodes 349 amino acids.